Thecamonas trahens ATCC 50062 is the source of this 1692-nucleotide messenger RNA. RefSeq lists its product as uncharacterized. Gene Ontology annotation, biological process: regulation of DNA-templated transcription; chromatin remodeling. The transcript has a single exon. Gene Ontology annotation, molecular function: sequence-specific DNA binding. The record is from RefSeq and is a predicted model, not a curated record. Bases 1 to 1692 code for a protein of 563 amino acids. Gene Ontology annotation, cellular component: nuclear chromosome. NCBI's taxonomy places the organism in Eukaryota, Apusomonadida, Apusomonadidae.
AUGAAGGCAUUUGCUACUCAGUUGCUCAAAGAGGCAUCAUUCCCUCUCUCCUUUGUUGAUGCUGUCGUGGCUGCUAUCUCAAAGGCAGUCGAGGAGUAUACCCUCUUUGUCCCAGAUCCGGCCUUUGGUGAAAUCAGAGUUCCGCUUACCAUUGACAUUGAGAUUGACUCGGUUACUCUCCGUGAUCAAAUCGAGUGGGAUCUCAAUGAGCCCAACAACAAGGACUCCAUUCAGCCCUUUGCUACCGCAAUGGCCGCCGAACUUGGCUUGCCGCCCUCCUUUGCUGUCGCCAUCGCCACCUCCAUGCGCUCACAGAUCUACGCAUAUGAGGCUCAUAUCAUGCGUGGUCAGAUGGACAAGCUCUCCCGCGUCACUCUGCCCAACGUCAACCCGUCUUGGGUCACCAGGGCUACCUCGGGCGCAGAUGUCUGGUUCCCCGACGUUGACGUCCUCGUCCCGCGCCCGUCGGACACCACCCUCCACUACGCCGCCGUCCCGCCGCUGCAGCGCGUCCGCGAUCAUGUCGAGUCUGCCGGCGAGCAUGGCCCGUCGCGAAAGCGUCCGCGCCCGAGCGAGAUGAAGGACGCUGGGCCAGACGCAAAGCGGCCCAAGCUCCCCACCUCGCGCGCCUUCCAGGCCUUUGCCACCGAGCGUCGCAUCCCGCUCGCCGCCCUCCCGCAGUUUGCCUCCAUGGCACCCGAGUCGCUUGACGCCGUCCUGCUGGCCAUGUGGAAGAACCUCAGCCCCGACGAGCAGGCCGCGUACAAUCCGGCCCGCGCCGCUGCUGCCGCCGCCGCCGCCGCCGCCGCCGCCGCCAACCCGCCGCCGACCACACCGGUCACGCCCAUUGCUGGCCAGGGUGGCGAAGCAGCCGGCUCUGCAGUCUCGGCCCCGCUGCCGCCCGACGCAACGAACAUGAGCUCGCCGGCGCAGGCGUCGCCGAGCAAGGGUACGGUGCCGACCCGGUCGAUCUCGCCCAUCAAGGCCAGCUCGCCGCCGCGGACGCGGGCACGCUCACCGCCGCGCAACGCACUCUCCACCAUGGCCGUCCCCAUCGUCGACUCUAACGGAGUCCCGGUUUGGCGGUUCAUCGAGGUCCUGCCGCACAUGGCCAUGGCUGUGUUCUGGCGCGAGACGCCGCGCGGCUUUGUCGCCUACCUCUCGCUCGACGAGUGGCAGAACAAGGUGUUCUCGGCGUGCGACCUCUCGCCGCACGCCGUCAACACCUGCCUCAACAAGCUCGUGGCCGACCGCGACCUCGCCACCCUCGACGAGCUCGCCUGGAUGAAGAAGCACGCUCUCGUGGAGCCCAAGGCCCAGGCCGCAGACGUUGUCCCGGGCACCGCCGUUGUCGAGAUCCUCUCCAUGGCUCACCGCUCGUCUGAGGCCUCGACUCUCUCGUAUGCACUCUCGCAGGCCCGCCCGCCACCGCCGCCGUCGUCGCUCGCCACCAUGCUCGACAUGGUCUACGCCCAGCCGCCGCUGCCCAUCGCUCGCGGAACCAAGCCCGUUACCCCGGUCCACACCCGUGUCCGCGCCUCGACCCUCCAGCCGCCGCCGCGGCCGACGGCGUGUGCCGCUUGCGGUACGACCACAAAGCUGCUCUACCGCGGGCCUAACGACGCCCGCGAGCUCUGCCAGUCGUGCGGCAACCACUUUGUCCGCCACGGCGUCGUGCCUGACGUCAAGUAG